AUGUCCGGAGCAAUCUAUGAUUCAAUAUCAGCACGAGGUAUCAAGUCAGAUAUGAACUACCGACGAAGCACCAGUGAACCACUUAAACGAUUUACAGAAGCCAAAACUAGCAUUGGUGAUAUUUACAAUGAGUUAGAAACCUACAUCACGGAUCUUUCACUUUUCUAUGACGAAAUUCUGAAUGACAAUGGAAAUGUGCCAGAUGAACAGAUGCAAGAAGUUGCACGCUUCAAGGAGAGUAUAAAAACAAUUCGUGAUAUGUUUAUGCGUGAUACUAUGAAAGUUGUUUUCUUUGGAAGAACAAGUAAUGGCAAAAGCUCGGUGAUUAAUGCUAUGUUGCAUGCAAAAGUGCUGCCACAAGGAAUGGGACACACCACUUGCUGCUUCUUACAAGUGGAGGGAAGCCAAGAUGAUCAAAAAUUUGUUUUAAAUGAAGAUUCAUCGGAACGGAUGGACAUCGAACAGUUGCAAAAAAUAGGACAUGCAAUGAGUGAUAGUAAUGUUUCACUUUCUGCCAUGGGCCAGGACUCACUUUUACGUGUCUUUUAUCCCAAAUCAGAAUCACGUUUACUUCAGAACGAUGUUGUUAUUGUCGACAGCCCUGGCGUAGAUUUAUCACCGGAAUUUGAUAGUUGGAUUGACAAACAUUGCAUGGAUGCGGAUGUCUUCGUUUUGGUUUGUAAUGCAGAAUCGACUCUUACACAAGCUGAGAAAAGUUUUUUCCAUCGAGUGAGUUCAAAGCUGAGCAGGCCGAAUAUUUUCAUCCUUAACAAUCGCUGGGAUGCAAGUGCAACAGAAGUGGAAAAUAUGCAACAGAUCCGAGAACAGCAUAUGACGCGAUUUAAGCAAUUUCUUGUAAGUGAACUCAAAGUAUGUAGUGAAGCAGAAGCCACUAAUCGCAUAUUUUUCAUAUCAGCGCGUGAAAUGUUGGAUAUUCGGUUGAAAGAACGAGGUGUAAUACAUCACGCUUAUCAAGUUGAGGGACAUCAGUAUCGUGCGAUGGAAUUUUGUAAUUUCGAGACACAGUUUGAGCAACUGAUCUCGAAAUCUGCCAUCAGCACUAAAUUUGAGGCUCAUGCGUGGAGAGCUCGCGAAAUUGUGGGAGAAAUGAAAAAAAAUCUGGAUAUUGUACAAGAGAGUACUCUCAAACGAAAAACUGAGUUGCAGUUGGCCUAUACAAACAAGGAAACAAUAUUUAAGGAAUGUUUAAAUAACUGGAAGGAAUUCGAGCGAUUUGCUGUUGUUGAAUCACAAAGAUUGAGAAAUGAAGUUCAUUUGAAAGUGUCAGCGGAUUUCUAUGAGGAAAUGCAAAAGUUGGAGUCAAUUAUCGAUAGAUUCGAUAACAAAUUCGUUGACGAUCCUGUUUCCAUUGGAGAAUAUAAAAAGGAUUUGGCAGAUUUUGUGGAUAAAAUUGUGACGGAAAAUUUAGAAGCACGCUGCACCAGAGGUCUUAUGCAACGUAUUUGGAAUUUGGAAAAUUCCAUGUAUUUGCAUGUUAACCAGAUACUCACUGAACCAUAUACUAGAAAACUGGAACAGAUUUGGCGAUAUCGACCUCCAUUCAAUUUUUCAAUCUGCAUCAACUGUCCAUCGUUGAUGCAAGACUUUCGAGAAGAUUUGGAAUUCCGAUUUUCCUUCGGAAUUACAGCGAUCAUUAGACGGAUCAAUGCAUAUCGUUUAGGAAAACCUGUAACCGCUGUUGGCAGCCAACCAUUACUUGAUGUUUUCAAAAGUUAUAAUAAGCAAACAAACAUAGAAGCUGGAGAGGGAACUAUGCAGCAAAAUUGUCAUGAAGAAAUGCAAAUGGUGACAGCUGCUGAAUCACAGGAAAAUGCUCUAAUGGCUCAACUUUUGCUUUCCUCGAUUGGUUAUGUUGCUAAUGGUGGACUUGGUCUUCUUGUUAUAGGCGGAAUAGUUUCUAAGGCAGUUAGUUGGCGUUUUAUCGCUGCUGGAGUAGCGCUCUAUAGUGGUUUGUAUGCUAUAGAGUACUGGCGUUGGAAUUCUGGUGCAAAAGAGCAGCAUUUAAAAGAUCAGUUUCGACAUCAUCUAAGUGCGAGAAUGCGUAGUGUUGCAACUACACAUACAAUGCACUGUGAAACACAAGUGCUGAGGGAAAUGCAACAGGUGCUUGGUGGUUUAAAAAGUACAGUAGGUGGAGUGCAUCAGGAAAUGAAGACAGAGCUUGAUGAUAUGCGAAAAGAAAUUGGGAAGAUCGAUCAUGUUACCAAAGGACUUAAUACAAUAAAAGGGAAAGCAUCAUUUCUGAAUACAGAUCUGGACCGUUUCGAAAGUGAAUUUUUGAAAAAUAGUUCACAUUCACCAGUACUUCAGCAAUGA
This is a messenger RNA of Acanthocheilonema viteae, 2337 nucleotides long. Lineage: Eukaryota; Metazoa; Nematoda; Chromadorea; Rhabditida; Onchocercidae. The record is from the annotation of a GenBank genome assembly.